Carassius auratus (goldfish) is the source of this 622-nucleotide messenger RNA. RefSeq names its product progonadoliberin IIB-like. Gene Ontology annotation, biological process: multicellular organism development; reproductive process. Gene Ontology annotation, cellular component: extracellular region. The transcript has 4 exons. The record is from RefSeq and is a predicted model, not a curated record. Lineage: Eukaryota; Metazoa; Chordata; Actinopteri; Cypriniformes; Cyprinidae. Bases 130 to 390 code for a protein of 86 amino acids. Gene Ontology annotation, molecular function: gonadotropin-releasing hormone receptor binding; gonadotropin hormone-releasing hormone activity.
GGAGGAAGAUUCCAGAGAAUGAGCUCAGAAGCUCACUGAACCAUUCACUUGAGGGAAACAAGAUCAUAUCAGGAUUACCAAGACUUCACAGUCGAGGAACUACUGCAGAAGACCCUUCAGAUACAAGUUAUGGUGCACAUCUGCAGGCUGUUUGUGGUGAUGGGGAUGCUGAUGUUUCUAAGUGUCCAGUUUGCCAGCUCUCAGCACUGGUCUCAUGGCUGGUACCCUGGAGGAAAGAGAGAGAUAGACGUUUACGAUCCUUCAGAGGUUUCAGAAGAAAUCAAACUCUGUAAUGCAGGGAAAUGCAGCUUCCUGAUACCCCAGGGAAGAAACAUUCUGAAGACAAUACUGCUGGACGCCCUCACACGGGAUUUCCAGAAGAGAAAGUGACACCGAGAUGACGCAUCAGCCCAUGUCCAAAGAAACAUCAUUUCCAGCAAACACAUUAGGCCUGCAUUUGCAUCCAAGUUAUCCUGUGAUAUUUUAUUUAUUUAUAUAUUUAUUUAUUUUUGUAUAUGUUCUGUAUUUUUGUUCUCGUCUCAAAGCCAUUGUGAGUUAGUCUAUACUGCCAGCACUAUGUAACCGUUUGCAGCAGUUCCUACAAUAAAGACUUUAUUUUGGU